ACACAGCGCCGGGUCCCGGCGCAGGAGGCGGCGGCUCGCGGUGACAGCGCGCGGCACCGGAGCGAAGUACAGCGGCGCAAACAUCGACGAGCGGCCGCGAAACCUUUGACUUUUAAUCACAACAAGAAUAAUAAACAAGCCGUUUUCUGUCGGUGACCUCUGAACCCGACGACAUGCAGCAGGCCGAGUCGGGGAUCGUCGCCGACUUCGAGGCGGGAGAAGAGUUUCAGGAGGAACCGAAAACAUAUUACGAGCUGAAGAGUCAGCCGCUGAAAAGCAGAUCCGGUCUCGCUGGUGCUCACUUCUCAACACUCGCCUACAGAUGCUCCCCGUUAUCACUGGUUCUCCUCUCGGGGGUCGAUGCCAGCUGCAGCUCAACGGGCAGCAGCAGCCCAUCGGACCAGCGCGACUCCUCCAAGCCCCCGCUGAGCUCCUCGGCCAUGACAUCACGCAUCCUGCUGCGCCAGCAGCUGAUGCGGGAGCAGCUCCAGGAGCAGGAGCGGCGGGAGCAGCAGCGGCAACAGGCCUCCCACUUCCCACAAGGCACCGCGUCGCAGACGCCCGCCAUCAACGUCAGCGUGCCGCCGGCCGCACAGGUGCCGAUGGAGGUGCUGAAGGUCCAGACUCACCUGGAGAACCCGACCAAGUACCACAUCCAGCGCUCGCAGCAGCAGCAGGUGAAGCAGUACCUGGGGAAGCUCGGCUCCCAGGCGUUGAGCUUGCCCUGCCCCAACCAGGCCUUGGACCACGGGGGCAUGCCGCCAGGGCCGGGCAACAGCGCCCCCAACAGCCCCAUGGCCUUACUGACCCUGAACUCCAACUGCGAGAAAGAGAUGGAUGAUGUCAUCGAUGACAUCAUUAGUCUGGAGUCCAGUUACAGUGACGAUAUCCUCGGUUUGAUGGAUCCGGGACUUCAGAUGGCGAACACGAUUCCCGUUCCCCCGAACCUCAUGGACAUGUACGGAAAUCACGGAAUGUCGCAGCAGGGUCUUCCCAUCAGCAACUCCUGCCCGGCCAACCUGCCCAACAUCAAAAGGGAAUUCUCCGUGUCUCAGUCGCCGGCCGUCAUGCACAUGCUGGACAAGUCCGGAUCCUGUGGCAAGUUCGACAGCUACCAGCGUCCUGACGGUUUCCCCGUGGAGGUCCGAGCGAUGGCGAAGGAGCGGCAGAAGAAGGACAACCACAAUCUGAUCGAGAGAAGAAGACGGUUCAACAUAAACGAUCGGAUCAAGGAGUUGGGAACUUUGAUCCCGAAAUCCAACGACCCGGACAUGCGCUGGAACAAAGGAACCAUCCUGAAGGCGUCGGUCGACUACAUCAGGAGGCUGCAGCGGGAGCAGCUGAGGGCGAAGGAGCUGGAGAACCGUCAGAAGAAGCUGGAGCACGCCAACAGACACCUGAUGCUGAGGAUACAGGAGCUAGAGAUGCAGGCUCGAGCUCACGGUCUGUCCAUCGCCUCCUCCCUCUGCUCCGCCGACCUCGGGCCCCGGUCCAUCAAGCAGGAGCCCGCCCUGGACGACUGUCACCAGGACCUGUACACGUUCCACCCGCACCACCAGCACCACCACCCGGCCUGCACCCCCGAGCCGCCGCCCGGCGCCCUGGAGCUCGGCGAGGGCCACGUCGCCGACUACCCGGACGGCCUCUACGGCGUCCACGGCAAGCCGAGCUCCAAGCUGGACGACAUCCUGAUGGAGGACGAGCUGUCGCCGGUGAGGGGCGGCGACCCGCUGCUCUCGUCCGUGUCCCCGGACACGUCGAAGGACAGCAGCCGCAAGAGCAGCUUGAGCAUGGAUGAGAACGAGCAGUGCUGUUAGCACCCCCUGCUGGAGGACACCUCCACCUGCGCCCGCUGCGUCAUGGAUGCUGACGAAUCGUCUUUGUGCCAUUUGUUGUUUAGUUUUUUUAGGGGUUUUUUACGUUUACAUGCGUUGAGUUUUUUUGUGAUAUCUUCAAAUCCUCAACCCUGAUUUCAAAGACUGUUUACUUUAAUCAAUGCUUCGAUGACAAUGAGGUACAAAAAUAUAAGUUUUUGUAUUUAAAUUUAUAUAUAUAUAUAUAUAUACAUAUAUAUAUAUAUAUAUUUGCAUUUAUCUUUGGACAAAGGCUAGAUUAUGUUUAUUUCUAUUGAUUCCAAAGAAUCUAGGGAAGUUAUGAAUCAUGGUCAGACGUGUAGAUAUGUUAUGGUGAGAAGAACACUGCUCUUUUUUAAAUCACUAGCAAUAAUAGAAGAAGAAGAAAAAAGUAACCUAUUUAUUACUGUAGUGCUUUACACUCCUCGUGUCUUAGGUUGAACUCCAACGUGCCGAGGCCUUAUGAAGAUGAGUAUGAUUCAUCCGUGUUCUGUUGCUAUGCACAUGUUCCGACUGUUCGCCGAGUCGUCGUCAGUCUUCCAGUUGGAAUCUCUUCUUCCUUGAUGAAUAUUAAUCCUUCUGUAGAUUUGAUCUUAUUUAUGUGUCUAUGUAAACUAGGACUUUGUGUACACAUUCCCCUUGAAAAUUUAUUUAUAAAUAAGGCUUUUUAAAAAGAGCCUGAGGUGAAAAAUAAAAGCACAAAAAUACAAACAAUCUUUAGCUUAAAAAAACAUAUUUUUUAAUUAUCCUUGAUAAUUAAAAUGAACAAAAUCAGCAUUGAUAAUUUUAGUCUAUUAUUCUGUACCAUGACGUCAAGAUGCUGCAACACAUUCCUCAAACCACUGGAAUAAUUUAACAAUAGACUUGAUUUUUUUCUUUUUAAUAAUGAAAAGACGCAAAAAUGAGUAGAAAUCCAGCUCAAGUCAAAAUGACGGCCUUCGCAGAUUUUACUCAACAUUUGUUAGAUAAUUCUCAGAAUAUUUCAUAUGUGAUGGAUUUUUUAACGAAAUUUUUUUCUACCGUAGUGAUCCGAACGGAACCGAUCGUAUUUCAGCACUUGUAUUGUAAAACAUCAAACGUACUUUUUAUAAUUGUCCAUCCGUUUCCUAAAUUAUUGUUUGUAAACCACUGCGAUGACAUUUCACAUUCACUAUGUUCUUGUUUUUUAUUUUGCAAACGGAGUAUAAGGAGACCGACCGCUUUGGGAUUUUGUACGAAACGCACGACAUUGUCGAAAACACUGGAACGACGUCUGUAGAUCGAAAUGUGGUGUUUGUCUUUUUAUUUUUAUUUUGUAUCUGAGCAUAAACUAACUAUUGUAUUUGGCUUUUUUUUUCAAAUGCAAACAGAAUAUUGUCUGAGAUGAUGUGACUCUUUAUGGAGCGUGUUGUGGUCGAACCUGUUGCCGCCUCCGACUCGUGACAAUGUGAUCGAUAAUUCUCACGCAGAAUCAACGUGACAAUGUUUUUUGUUUUUUUUUAUUGAUUUGAGUGCCUUACUGUCAUUUCUGUUGCCAUGGCGACGAUGUAAGCGGAGCGACGCAACACUUCCUGAAGAGCAAUACAGUAAACGAACCACAAAGACCGAGCGUUACGUGUUAAUAUGAAAGAAUUUAACAUUGUGAAAUGAAUAAUCAUAAAAAGUAAAUACAGUCAAAUAUAAUUACUAACUAAGUUAUUAAAAUCAUUAUUUUCUGAUGUUAUAUCAUCACUCUUAUUCUCGUAGCUGCGGAGUUUUAUUUAUUUUAUUUUUCUUAUUUUGAGUAAAGACAUUUUUUAUGUUCAAGUGCCUUUUUUCAGAAGUGUUUUUAUUUCCUGUAAUAUCACGUUCAUGAAACGUUGCUAUGACAAUAAGAAUGAUGGAACAACAUUUCUUAUCAAUGCUUUUGAGUUUAAUAAUCAAACAUAUGAGUAAUUGUUGGAUGGGUUGUUUCUCAUCAGCCCCAGAAUAAUUUUUUAAUAACUUAACUUUCAUAUCACAUCAACACCAGGUCAUCGUUUCAAUCUGUCCUUUACUUUAUGAUUAUUUAUUUCACAAUAUCGUCGGAGCUUCUCCCGUUGUGCACGUGUUUUUUAAACUUACGAAGGUCAAAUUCUACACUGAAGAAAAGUUGUUUUCUUUUUCCAAAGUUAUGCUGAAAACUCCAAAAUAAUUUUUCAGACUAGUAUGAAUGUAGUUUACGCUGAAAACUGCCAAAAAUGUGUUUUGCCAAAAUCAAAUAUAUGGUACGUGUGUGUGAAGAUAUGAAAAGCUUGUUCUGUUUCUGCCUCGUGAUUAAAAGUCAUAACUAAGCGAUCAGACGAAAAAACACAGUUCAAACAUUGUGAAAGAAAAAAAACUAACUUAACUCGAGAUCCACUUUUUUCCAGAGCUUCCAACUGCUUCUCUCCGUCUUCAUCAGUAGACGGAUUUUCCUUGGUCGUCAUCACAACCAUAAAAUCCUAAAUGUGUGGAGCUGCAGUCACGUGAAAACAAUAACCCACUGGUGAACACCAGGACCUGAAAGCUCUGGAGAGAAGGGGGACUUUGAUUUAACGUCACGAUGGAACCAAUCGGAGAGUCGGAGCCUGUACAAACGACUAAACUCAGAUCAGCUGAUAAAACAUCCGAACCCUGAAAUGUGAGACGGAACGUCAGCAUCACACAUACAUCGAUAUUCCAGCUGUCAAGUUAUUCCGUUAUGACUUAUGGUUAAACCACUGAAGAAGAACGCUCUCGUCCCUGUAGUUCGUACCGACACGUUCCUCCUCCUCCUCUGAUGAUGAUGAUGAUGACGAUGCUACUGUUCUUAUUGUUACACUUUGUAUGAGGUGAAUGUAGCAGCGACUACUGUACGCGCUCAAACUCAUUGGUCCUCGACAUGGAAACGAUGUUGUGAGAAAUAUUAAAACUUUUAUUUGAACGUU
This is a messenger RNA of Scophthalmus maximus (turbot), 4759 nucleotides long. RefSeq names its product microphthalmia-associated transcription factor-like. The transcript is spliced from 11 exons. Gene Ontology annotation, biological process: melanocyte differentiation; regulation of transcription by RNA polymerase II. Gene Ontology annotation, cellular component: nucleus. The record is from RefSeq and is a predicted model, not a curated record. Bases 174 to 1817 code for a protein of 547 amino acids. Lineage: Eukaryota; Metazoa; Chordata; Actinopteri; Pleuronectiformes; Scophthalmidae. Gene Ontology annotation, molecular function: RNA polymerase II cis-regulatory region sequence-specific DNA binding; DNA-binding transcription factor activity, RNA polymerase II-specific; protein dimerization activity.